AUAAUAUACAAACGCGUGGUGAAGGAGUAUUUGUAGCAACUUGGUUAGAUGGUCGACGAAUGAUGACAAGCGAAAGUGGGAGAUACGUUCAAUCACGUAAAAUACACAGCACGAUCGAUCUCAUGAUCCUUUCCGAUUCUCGAGAAGAUUGCAUGGAUUUUUUAAAAAUAUUUCGUCAUCAUAUGCAAUCGGAAAGCGAGAAGCUCGUAUAUGGGCUAACCCAAAAUUCAAGUUCAAACAAAUAUAUGAUGCUUUUUGAUUAUGAAAGGGACCCCAUGUAUGGAAUGUGUAGCAAGUGUAGCAGACAUAACACUUCAAAAGUUUGGUGUUUGUCAUGCGAUCCCCACACAAUGACUCAAGGGUGGACAAGCGGAAAUGAUGAAGUUGACAAUUGCAUCAAAGAUCUUCAACUUAAAACCACAGAAUACGAAAAUAUAGUUGAAUGGGUUCCUUUUGAUAGAUUAGAUAAAGUAAAAAAGAACGAUGAAAGAAUGCUUAUAGCAACGUGGCUAGAUGGAAAACGGAUGAUUUCCGGUGAACGUGGAAAAUAUAUGCGAUCUCGUCAGACAUUCACCACGAUUGAUCUUGAAGUCUUUUCUGAUUCUCAAGAAGGUCAUCCAGAUUUCUUAGAAAUUUUUAAACAUUACGUAUCAUCAGAAGGAGGAAGACAUGUAUAUGGACUGACUCGGAACCCAGCCACAAAUGAAUAUAUGGCACUUUUGGAUUAUGAAAGAGACUCGGCAUAUGGAAGUUGCGCCCACUGCAACCGAUACAAUACAUCAAAAGCUUGGUGUUUAUCAUGUGAUCGAUAUAAAAUGACACAAGGGUGGACAAGUGGAAAUGAGAAUGUUGAUAAUUGCAUCAAAGAAUUUCAACUCAAAGCUAACGAUUACGAGAGGGCGAUCGAAUGGAUUCCUUUUAAUAGAUUGGUUGACAUACAAGAGAAUGGAGAAGGAAUGUUUACAGCAACCUGGUUAGACGGUCGAAGAACAAUUACGGGUGAACACGGAAAGUAUGUGCAGUCACGUAAACCAUCAAACAUGGUUGAACUAAAGAUCCUGCAUGGUUCUCAAGAGAAUCAUACAGAUUUUUUACAGAGGUUUAAAAAACAAAUGCAACUAGAAAACAACAAAGUAUAUGGGAUCACUCAAAACCCAGAUACAGAAGAAUAUUUAAUG
Molecule: messenger RNA, 1178 nt
Organism: Acaulospora morrowiae
Lineage: Eukaryota; Fungi; Glomeromycota; Glomeromycetes; Diversisporales; Acaulosporaceae
Source: the annotation of a GenBank genome assembly